AUGCCUAAACCACGCACAAAAAGAGGCUCUGGCCGCGAAGCGCGCAAAAGAAAACAUGACGGGGAAGAGGAAUUUGUCGGCGGCUACGAAAUUGACUCCAAGCGACCGCGCGUCGAGGCUGACAGCAACGGUGGCGACAAAGGCAACGACCACGGUGACGACCAUGUCAACGACAAUGGCGACGACAAUGGCUACUACCCAGACGAAGCGGCAACGGCCGACGGCGGUUUCGCAAACCACGGGGAAGAGCCCGCUGAAAAGGAAUUUUUCGGCAUGCUCGCCGACGAGGAGCAGGAAUACUUUCGCCGCGCCGACGAGAUGCUCGAGCUUAACCAGUUCCCGACCCUCGAGGACCGCGCCCUGUUUCUGGAAAGCGUCUACGAGGAGGCCAAGGGCAAGGAGCUCAAGGUCGCCAGCAGCCAGUCGUGCUCGCGUCUGAUGGAGCGCCUGAUCCAGCUGGCCAACACUUCGCAGAAGAAGAGGUUGUUUGAGGCUUUCGCGGGACACUUUCUCUCGUUGGUGCAGCAUCGCUUCGCCAGCCACUGCUGCGAGGCGCUGUUCCUGCGCUCGGCGGGUGUGGUGUCCCAGGAGCUCUCGGGCUUUGUCGUCGACACCGAGGGUACCGAGGCCGGAGAUCAGGAGCCUGAGAAUUCCAUGGAAAACUUGUUCCUCGCGACGCUAGACGAGCUGGAGGGCAGCAUGGGUUUCCUGAUUACGGACCGCUUCGCGUCUCAUACCCUCCGUGUGCUGAUUCUGGUUCUGUCUGGCCGCCCGCUAGGGGACGUCGCAUUCAAGACUCUCAUCAAGAGCAAGAAGAAGGAAAAGGUGUCUGUUGCUGGCUCCGCGGCGAUUGACGAACAAAAUCAAGGCCUACGCGCCGUGCCAUCGUCAUUUACUGUCGCCGUCACGAAAAUCAUUCGCGAUUCCACCUCGACCAUGGACGCCACCAGUCUUCGCGUCCUAGCAGCCCAUCCCAUCGGCAACCCGACGCUGCAGCUGUUCCUGGAGCUGGACCUGUCGCUCAACAAGUCGGAGCAAAAGGCCGACGCCGAGCAGCCGACGCUGCUCUUCCAGCUACUUCCCGGCGCACCGCAAUCGCUCUAUGAGGAGGCGUCCGAGGCCACCGAGUUUGUCAAUGGCAUGAUCUACGACCAAAUCGGCUCGCGUCUCAUCGAGACAAUCAUUACGCAUGCGCCCGGAAAGGUUUUCAAGGCUCUCAACCAAAACAUCUUCCUGCCCCGCAUCCAGGGCUACGUACGAAACGACGUCUCGUGCUACCCCGCCAUCAAAGUCCUCAACCGCAUCGGCAAGGACCAAUUGGUCGAGGCUGUUGCCAAGAUUGGCCCCACGGUGCCACAGCUUGUAUCCAAAAACCGGUACAAUGUUCUCAAAACUCUUUUUGAGCGCUGCGCGGCCCGUGGCCUGACGGAAGAGAUUAAGCAACUGAUGAAGGGCCUUCGCGAAGGAUGCGGCUCAAAUCCCGUAGAUCUCGUCACCACCCUCUGCUCGCUGCACAGCGACGACGGUUCCAAGAAGAAGGACCUUGCGCAGUUGACCAAGAAUGAAUAUGCCAUCCAGUCACAUGGCGCCCAGCUCCUCACCACGCUCCUCGUCAUCCCCGGUCCCGCCAAGGGCGUCCAGGAAUCCCUCUCGGCCCUGUCGCCCGCGCUCCUCCUGCGCCUCGCCAACAACUCGUACCCAACCGCGACGCUGCUCAGCACCGCGCUCAAGACGCCCUCGGCCAACGCGCUCUUCCAGAAGUCGACGGUCAACGCGCUCGCGCCGCACAUCGCGGAGCUGGCCGUGUCGCAAAACGGGCACAACAUCGUCAUCGCCGUGGCCGAGAUCCCGACCAAGGGCCGCGACUUUAGUGUGCCGGCGCACAUCAAGGACGGCAUCAUGCAAACGCUCGGCGACCACGAGGCGGAGCUGCGCGAGUGCUGGAUGGGACGUAGCGCGUGGCGCGCCUGGAAGGGCGACAUGUGGAAGACGAGGCGCUACGACUGGAAGGCGUGGAUCAAGGACAUGGUGGCGGAGGAGUCGCAGCAGGUUACGUCGGUGCACAAGAACGGUGCUCGCGGUGGGAAGAAGAGGGAAAACUAA
Molecule: messenger RNA, 2103 nt
Organism: Akanthomyces muscarius
Lineage: Eukaryota; Fungi; Ascomycota; Sordariomycetes; Hypocreales; Cordycipitaceae
Exons: 1
Coding region: 1-2103 (700 amino acids)
Biological process (GO): endonucleolytic cleavage in 5'-ETS of tricistronic rRNA transcript (SSU-rRNA, 5.8S rRNA, LSU-rRNA); endonucleolytic cleavage to generate mature 5'-end of SSU-rRNA from (SSU-rRNA, 5.8S rRNA, LSU-rRNA); endonucleolytic cleavage in ITS1 to separate SSU-rRNA from 5.8S rRNA and LSU-rRNA from tricistronic rRNA transcript (SSU-rRNA, 5.8S rRNA, LSU-rRNA)
Cellular component (GO): 90S preribosome; preribosome, small subunit precursor; nucleolus
Molecular function (GO): RNA binding
Source: RefSeq, a predicted model, not a curated record